Messenger RNA from Kazachstania africana CBS 2517, 1314 nucleotides. RefSeq names its product Tda6p (gene TDA6). Bases 1 to 1314 code for a protein of 437 amino acids. Lineage: Eukaryota; Fungi; Ascomycota; Saccharomycetes; Saccharomycetales; Saccharomycetaceae. The transcript has a single exon. The record is from RefSeq and is a predicted model, not a curated record.
AUGCGCUUAAUAGUACUUAUAUAUUUGACCACUGGGGGUACGUCAAUGAUCGUACCUUGGUUCAAUGAGAAUACUGAAUUUUUCAAAAUGAAAAUUAGAAGUAUUGAAGAUCCUAAUAACGAGGAUUCUUUACCAUUCAUAUUAAAUGCAAAGCAAGUUAAUGAUUCCAACAAGAGUUUGGUUAAUGACUCUUACAUACCCCAAUACGUCUUAGAAAAUGCACCAAUUGUUCAUUUGUCUGAUGAUGAACUUUAUUUCCCCCAAGAUAUCGAAACUUAUAUCGAAAAUUUCAAAGUGACAGACGAAUCGAAUAAUACUAUAUUGGAAGAUCUAACUUUACAGCAGUUAGAAAACACAUUCACAUUUAGGAAUGAUGAUUUGUCUCUCUCUAACGUUCACAGUUCGAAGACAUUCUUAACUAGUAAGACAGAUUUCACACAAAAUCCAGACUAUAUGUUUGGUUCAUUGUAUGAGUACAAAAAUACUGGUGAAAUAAGAAAAUCGGCGCCUUCUGUGUUAAUUGUUGUAGACAAAGGUAAUGGUUGGGUAGACGCAUUUUGGUUCUUCUUUUACGCCUUUAACAAUGGGCCCACCGUCCUAGGUAAUGGUCCAUGGGGUUCACAUCUGGGUGAUUGGGAACAUUGUGUAGUCAGAUUUUUUAAUGGACAACCGAAAGCUAUUUACAUGAGCCAACAUAGCACUGGGAGCGCUUACGAUUUUAAUGCAUUGGAAAAAUUCAAUGGAAGACCAUUAGUUUUCAGUGCGAAAGGUACACAUGGGAACUAUGCAUCACCAGGACGAUUUUCGCAUGAUAUCCCGUACAUUGCGUUUAAACCAUUAAAUGACGUUACAGACAGAGGCCCAUUAUGGGAUCCAACUUCAAAAGUUUAUUCAUACAAGUUCAAUCCAUAUAAGGAUAAUGAAGUCAUUCCUAUAAAUGCUGAUGCUAAAAAAAUUGGUAGAAGUUGGUUAUAUUACCAAGGACAUUGGGGUAAUAGACAGUUAGAUAAAAAGGAUUCCAGACAAAAAACCUCGAUUUUCGAAUCCAAAUAUGUUACUGGUCCUAGGGGUCCUUUAUACAAGAAUCUGGACAGAGUUUCCAUUUGUGGUGACAAGAAUACUAAGAUAUGUCAUUUAAAAUCGCAUUUACGUAGAUCAGAAGGGUUUCACCUAGCUGAAAAUCAAAACGGGUUGGUCGGCAAUAAUUGCGGUGUCCUAUUGGAAAAGAUCAAGCCCAGAUGGUUACGUGAAAUAGCAUACUUCAUUACGUGGAGAGGUUCACUCUGUUACUUGAUGGACCUCUACACGGGUUAA